UGGACCUGUUGAACAAUACAGCAAAGACCAAUCUGGAUAUCAGUGAACAUUCCUGCUUCCAACUAUUGGCUUACCUUGUCCCCAACAACCCAGCCAGAAAAUAGUCAUCCAUGGUUUGGUUUAAAUGAGUAAAAGUUCCUCGUAAUUUUCGACUGCUGGAAGAGCUAGAAGAAGGCCAGAAAGGAGUAGGAGAUGGAACAGUUAGCUGGGGUCUUGAAGACGAUGAAGAUAUGACACUUACAAGAUGGACAGGCAUGAUUAUUGGGCCCCCAAGGACUAUUUAUGAAAACAGAAUAUACAGCCUUAAAAUAGAAUGUGGCCCUAAAUAUCCUGAAGCACCUCCAUUUGUAAGAUUUGUAACAAAAAUUAAUAUGAAUGGAGUAAAUAGUUCUAAUGGAGUGGUUGAUCCAAGAGCCAUAUCAGUCCUAGCAAAAUGGCAGAAUUGUUAUAGUAUCAAAGUUGUUCUGCAAGAGCUCCGGCGUCUAAUGAUGUCUAAAGAAAAUAUGAAACUUCCUCAACCACCUGAAGGACAAUGUUACAGUAAUUAAUGGAAAACAAAAAAGAAAAAUCAUGCCCCAUCAUUCAAUUUAAGCUCUCUUCAUUUCCCACAGUAGUAAAUUUUCUAGAUGCAUCUUGUAGAUCUCCAAGUACUGGAAAGGAUGUUCCCAUUGCAAAGGAAAGUUUAUCUUGAGAUACUGUAAAUGAUACUAAUUUUUUUUUUCCAUUUGAAAAUAAGUUGUGCUAUAACAAAUAAUGCUGUCCUGUGUAACCACUGUCCACAUAGUUGAACUUCUGGUAUCAAGAAAAGUUUAUUUAAAUUUAUUACUGUCAAAAGACCAGUGUGUCACAUUGAACUCGACUGUGAAAAAGCAUAAAAAGCAUACAUCACACAAUCACA
Molecule: messenger RNA, 898 nt
Organism: Protobothrops mucrosquamatus (brown spotted pit viper)
Lineage: Eukaryota; Metazoa; Chordata; Lepidosauria; Squamata; Viperidae
Gene: UBE2V1
Product: ubiquitin conjugating enzyme E2 V1
Exons: 4
Coding region: 231-548 (105 amino acids)
Biological process (GO): protein K63-linked ubiquitination; DNA damage tolerance
Cellular component (GO): nucleus
Source: RefSeq, a predicted model, not a curated record